GUAUCGAGGGACCCUCUUAGCAGCUGUAGGCAUCGAUGGAAAUGGCUGAUUGUUUCCACUUGCUUUUGCAGUGGUGGAAUCGGAGAGCAAUGAAUCUUGGAUUUGGUUCCUACAGAAGCUACAACAACUUUUACCAGUGGUUGCUAAUCGACAGAAGUUGUGUAUCGUUUCUGAUAAGCACCCAGGAUUAGUACGCGGGUGCAGGAAAGUAUUUCCUAAUGCUGUUCAUAGGCAUUGCCUUCGUCACUUACGUGAGAAUUUCAAAAAGAUGGUCCGUCGUUUGGGAACUCUAGAUAGUGAGGGUUUGAGUAACAAAAUGUAUUUUGCCGGGAAUACCGACGAUUAUGCAUAUUUCAAUCGAAUGAUGGAUGAAAUUAAAAUGACAAAGCAGGAGGCAUUCGAUUGGUUGGUCCAACGCGAUGUUGCUAAAUGGACCCUAUUAUUUGAUGAAGGCUAUCGUUAUGGUAUCAUGACCACAAACGCAUCUGAAUGUUUUAACGGGGUUCUUAAACGAGCCCGAGGAUUGCCGAUUCAAGGAUUAGUAAUGGCUAUUUAUUAUAACCUUGUAGCAGUAUUUUUAAGAAGAUCAGCUGAAUCUGGAAAGUGGGUUGAGGAAGCCCAAUCUAAGUUUGUUCCACGCACCAUGCUUGUCUUACAAAAAGCUGAACGUGAGGUUAGACGGUGUCCUGAACCAGUCAUGAUUAAUAGGAAUGAAUUUGAAGUUAUUGAUACGUCUUCUCGAGCAAACAAGGUCGAGAUAAUAAAUACAACCACCUGUACGUGCACAUGUUUGAAACCACAAAUUUUUCAUGUUCCUUGCGUUCAUGUCGUUGCAGUCGCUGGUCAUAGGCGGUGGGAUCAUAAUGCUUUCGUAUCACAAGUAUUUAAGGUCGAAGAGUAUAUUGAUACGUACUCCAAAGUUUUCCAUGUGUUCCCCCCGAAAGACAUAUGGCCUAUCUUCACUGAAGAGCAGGGAAUAAUUCCUUUGAUGGCACCAAGUUUUCGUCGUCGUGCAGGCCGACCACGGAUGAAUAGGUUUCGUAACACGAUGGAUGAACCCCAGAGUAGAUCAAACAAAGCCUGUGGUUUUUGCAAACAAAUAGGCCAUAAUAGAUCAACUUGCCCACACAAUCCUUCAUCAUCAAGGUAAAGUUUUUAUAAACCUUAUAAUUUUGCUGCAAUAAAUUUAAACGUUAAAAUCAUAUGAUUUAUUUAUAUUUUAUUUUUGAUAGGUAUGGCCGACCGUUCUAGACGUGCUCGUUCUGGUCGACGUACAUCGCAUCGUACUACUGCAGAAACAGUUCCAGUGCAGCUUAGUAUCGCAUCACUUGGAGAUUCUCAUAGAGCGCAUGACCCAGAGCAUGCCUCUCCACUGGUAGCGUCAUCUCAUCUGCGAAUGGCUAGAGAGUGGCCAAUUCAGUGCCCUCGGAUGAUUUACGUAUUGACUAACCUUGGGUUUCAUAACCUCAGGCAUUUGCAGUUCAUUAGACUGGAUCACAACCUGAUUCAGGCAUUGGUUGAGCGAUGGUGCCCAUUAACAAACACAUUUCAUUUAACAAUUGGUGAGAUGACAAUCACAUUACAGGAUGUUCAAAUUUUACUGGGGCUUAGAAUUGAUGGGCCUGCAGUGGUUGGGCCAAAUGUUGUUGGGCAAGGACGUAUUUGGCCGACAUGGCCAAAUUGCUGUGACGAGAUACUUGGGACCCAUCCCAGGAGGGAGACAGUAUACCAUGACCCCAAUGAUGAGCAGGACGUUGCGACCUUUAGGAUGGGUUCAUCACAAAUUGAAUCUAUGCUCCCACUACGUUGGCUCCGUUGGACAUUUUACAGAGAGUCUUAUGAUGAUUUGGCACCAGAGAUUUUCCUACGACAUGUUCGUGCAUACAUCCUAUUCAUGAUAGGCUGCUUUCUAAUUUCGGAUACAUCACGGAGUCAUGUUUCGCUACAAUGGCUACCUCUACUAGCGGAUGUAGACAGUUUCAGUAGGAUGUCGAUUGGUGGUGCUGUUCUUGCACAUCUUUAUAGGGAGCUAUGUCAUGCUACAAGACCAACAAGGACAUAUAUAGCGGGAUGUGUAACACUACUGCAGGUUUGGUCCUGGGAACGAUUGUACAUUGGUAGACCGACACUGCGAGUCCCUCAGAUUAUUGACUUGGCUGGCCGUCCAUUGGGUUGCAGGUGGGCUGAAGAUAGGAUACGUGAGCUACCUGCAGGCAAUACAAUGACGUAUAGAGAUGAGUUUGAUGGGUUGCGUAUGAGUCAGGUUAUCAUGACCCCAUAUAACCAUACAGUUCUAGCUGCUCUUCCAUUAUAGUAUCAUGAUGGAGAAGAGAUUUGGAGGGCACAAGUACCCCUUAUUAGUUGGAAACGUGCAGAGUGGCACCUUCCAGAUCGGGUUGUUAGACAAUUUUCAGGAUUACCAACCACUGUAAUUGAACCCAUGGAUCAGUCUUUCAGGCGCGUUGAUGGUAGGGGUCGAGCAGAUCAAGAUUGGACAGUGCAGUACCGUGACUACCUCCAGAUCUGGGAGGAGAGAAGGGCUUAUGUGGUACCCAUCACUCCAGUCAACGGGACAGGCAACCAAGAACUUGCAGCUUAUCUACGGUGGUAUAGAUCUUGGGCGUCUAUCUACCUAUUAAAACCUCAAAUUGAGCCUCCGGAGACCUUCUUUCCUCGAUCACCUGGCGAGAGAUUAGUGGUAUGUAUUGAAUUGUUACGUAUUAUUAAUGUUCUACUUAACAUUUGAGAAAUUCAAAAUUUUCUUUAGGCGGAUUACUAUAUACGUUCAUCUGCGAUACUUGAGCCACUAGCCGGUGGUGGGGGUCAAAAUGCUAGUUCAUUGCAGAUGGCUAUAGAUCAGGUAGCUGAGUUGUCUGCCCGAGUUCAACAAUCAGUUUAUAUCGACUACACUACCUUCGAUACAUCCACGGAGGCAGAGCAACAAAGGAGAGAACGUGCAGACACUUCUCAUGACCAGCAGCACACUAGACGAUCUGUUUCAGAUGCUCCUUCCACAUCGAUGGGAAGUAGGCACCGACGGAAUGUGGUGCCGGACCCGCAUCGGCAUUCCGUUCAUACACCAUCCAUGGCCUACGGUUACAUGGGACCACGUACUUCAGCACCACAUUGGAGCCCGCACGUUGAGCAGUCUACUCAACCAGGACAAAUUUAUUAUGACACACAAUACGGCCAAACCAGUGGGCAAGCAUUAUUUCCAAUGGCCAUUCCACAGUGGAUGUCAUCAGUAGGAAUACCUUCA
Molecule: messenger RNA, 3259 nt
Organism: Dendrobium catenatum
Lineage: Eukaryota; Viridiplantae; Streptophyta; Magnoliopsida; Asparagales; Orchidaceae
Product: serine/threonine-protein phosphatase 7 long form homolog
Exons: 4
Coding region: 1235-2314 (359 amino acids)
Biological process (GO): meristem development; meristem maintenance
Source: RefSeq, a predicted model, not a curated record